Adineta ricciae is the source of this 420-nucleotide messenger RNA. The record is from the annotation of a GenBank genome assembly. NCBI's taxonomy places the organism in Eukaryota, Metazoa, Rotifera, Eurotatoria, Adinetida, Adinetidae.
AUGAAUUAUUGUCGUAAAACACUUCUAAACAGAAGACAGCAGAUAAAUCUUACCUAUAUUCGGAAUUUACAUUCGCGUGACGAAAUAUUACCAAUGAAAAAAUUAAAUAUUACAUCAUAUGGAUCAGUUCAACAUCGUCAUGAAAUUAUAUCAAAAAUUGAAACAAUAAUAACAAAUUGUGGUGGUUAUGUUAAUGAUUACAAUUUCUUUUCAGAUUUUGCUGUUAGUUUACAAAUCUUAGGUCUUCGACAACCCGAUUCAUUAACUGAAUUUUAUCGACAAUUAAAAUCAAAUGUGAAACAAUUACGAUUAGAUAGUCAAACUAUUCGUCUGUUAGAUAAUCAAUGUAAAAGUUUUGAUCAAUAUUUAUUAUUUAUUCUUUUUCAAAUACUAUUCAUUGAUGCUAAAGGUGAUACAUGA